Protopterus annectens (West African lungfish) is the source of this 4885-nucleotide messenger RNA. RefSeq names its product non-SMC condensin II complex subunit D3 (gene NCAPD3). Gene Ontology annotation, cellular component: condensin complex; condensed chromosome, centromeric region. Gene Ontology annotation, biological process: mitotic chromosome condensation; meiotic chromosome condensation. The record is from RefSeq and is a predicted model, not a curated record. NCBI's taxonomy places the organism in Eukaryota, Metazoa, Chordata, Ceratodontiformes, Protopteridae. Gene Ontology annotation, molecular function: histone binding.
UUAUAGGACUUCCGGUUUCUUCAGUGGGUGGAGUUUCAGAUGUUAAAGUAAUUUGGAAAUGUGGGUGACGCAUUUGGUAUUGUGCAGAUUCAUAUAGUUUUAAAAUUUGAGGACUGCACAGUAGUUGUUAAACACGUUGUACAAUAAAUGUAAUACUCGCCCUCUAAACUCAAACGCUUUUCGAGCGCUGAUGUGGAGAAGCGCAUGCGCAGUAUUUUGGCGCGGUACUUUCGAAUUACAGUAAUUACAGAGGAUGGCUGCAGAUGAGCUUGUUGAGAAAUUACGGGGGUUACAUCUUAAUGCUCCUGGGGAUGUCUGGGUGGAUACGGUAUGGGAGCUUGACUUCACUGAUACAGAGCCACUGGAUUCUCGAAUAGUGGAAGAUAUUACUGAGAAUGGAGUGGAAGUGUUCAGCAAGUUAUAUGAAAAAUUGCUUCCGUUUGCCAGUGAAGACCAGGGAACAACUGAGAGUGUUUGGUCAGUGCUUAAGGAGAACAACUUGUCCCAGAAUGCACUUGUUGCCAUUCUUCACCAUUUUGUAGUGCUGGUUCGCAAGAAAAAGGCCACACUUAUGCAACGAGAAUAUGCCCUUCAUGCAGCUGGACUUUACUUUCUGCUUCUUGAGAUUCCAGGCAGUGUGGCUAAUAAGGCUUUUCAUCCAGUGUUGUUUGAAAAAUGCCUUGAUGCACUGAGGAAGAGCUGGCCAGCUGAAAUGGAUUUAAGUCGAAAGCGAAAAAAGGAUGUAGGAAAGUCAUCCCAAAGUGAUCCAAAAGGAAGGAAGCGUAAUAAACCAGUGAGGAGGGAGAAACCUGAUAUGGAAGAUAUGUUUGAUGAAGAGGACGAGGAGGGAGGAGACCAAGAGGAUGUUUAUUUUACAACACACGAUAUUCUCAGAAUUAGAAAUACCAUCUUUGUGAUGCUGAAGAAUUUCCUGAGGUUGCUUUCCAAGUUUCCAAUGAAAGAGAAGCCACAGUGUGUUGUUCAUUGUCUGCAGAUUUUUAUUGAAUUGACCAGAAUAGAGCCUGCCAUUGGACAAAUGCAUUUUACAGAGUCUUCAAAUGUGAGUCGAAUGAGAUCUAUUCCAGAACUGGCUUACCACGGGCUCAAGAUGCUUUGUCUGCCAAUGCAUGGAGAAGGUGAUCAGACCGUGCGUCGUGUUUUCCAUCGCAUCUUGAAUGUGAUUCUGAUGAUGGGAGGUGAAGAAGGUUCAACCCCUACAGCUUUAGCCAUUUCCCAGCAAGUUGUUAAUGCCAAACAUCAUGCCGUUCGAUUUGUCAGUUGUAUCGUGGAAGAGAUGAAAGAUCGUGCUCUACCCAUACUUCGUAUUCUGCUACAGCAUAUUUGUACCAAGGUCGUGGAUAAACAGGAAUAUCGUAUGCAUGCAUCCCAGGCCCUGGUAAAGCUAUUGCAGAAGUUGCCUUCUCCAGAGUAUGCUUCAUUUAUCGACUGGCUUUACAAAUAUUCUCAGAACACCAAGAUUGCAUACAGAGCAUUUGCCCUGGAUGUGGUCAUUGCGUUGUUAGAGUUACCAGAGAGAGAGAUUGACGAGUCUGUUCCUCAAGAGCAUCAGAAGUACCUACAGCAUAAAUUCCUGAUACAAGUUAUGAUUUUUGGCCGCUGUUCAGACAGAGCACCCACUGUUCGCAGCAGAGCUCUCACCUGUCUUUCUCAGUGUUUGGAGAAUAAAGGAAAUGGAGCCUUAGGAAGUGUACAGGAAAUGCUACAAGGGAACUUAACCCAGCUUUCAUCAGUGGUAAAUAGUACUGAGAACACAAAUAUUAACCCAGAAGCAAUCUCCAAUGUUCAUAGAAAGACUGGCACAUUAAAAACAAUUGAGAUAUCAUCUGCUGAAGCAACUUCCUCUGAUGGAAAAGAGGUCAUUUCUAUGCUGAGACUUCGAACAGGUGAUGAGAAAACCAAUGUCAGAAAAUCAGCCCUGCAGGUCUUCAUGAGUAUUUUAAAGUUUGGUGUGAUCCCCUGUACUUCAGAAGAUUUAUCUACUCUCCAGGAUCGGUGUAGAGACCCUGCUGUUUCCGUUAGGAAACAAGCACUGCAAUCACUGACAGAACUGCUUGUGGCUCAGCCAGGGAAUGUAAUGGUGCAGAAAGCUUGGCUAACUGGUGUGGUCCCUGAAGUAAUUGAUACUGAAAGCUCUGUACAGGAAAAAUCACUUGAAUGCCUUGACCAAGUAAUACUUCAACAUAUCAAACACUUCAGCAAAUACCGAAAUGACGAUUCCAUUCAAAAACUAGCCUGGGACCUCCUUGCCCUCUUAACUGCUGAAUGUCAAGAGCUCAGUCGUUAUUUAACCAAAGCAUUUUAUAUAUGGGCCAAACAAGAUAAGUUCUCUGCUACCUUUAUAAACAACUUGAUUUCACACACUGAGUCGGAGCAUUCACCUGCUGCAUGGAUGAUUCUCGCAAAGGUUGCAGGUUGUUCACCAAAACUUAACUAUGGAAAAAUAUUGGAGACAUGGGAAGACAUCUGCAGGCACAAGAACAGUGAUGCUAACAAUGUCACAACAGGCCAUGUGCUUUCUGUAAUUGGACAUAUUGCUAAACAUGUGCCAGAGACUACCAGAGACAAGCUGACCGAAGAUAUAAAGACGUGGUUGAAGAACUUCCAUUCAUCACCUGAAGUAAUCAGUCCAGCUGCUGAAGCUCUGUAUAAACUCUGUCAGGCACAGUCCGACUCAAUUGAAACAUGCCAGGUUAGGUACCUUUUUACUCUGGGGGAAGUUGCACAACUUUGUCCUUCCAAAGUGGAAAAGAGAGUCUUCCUUCUGGUGCAUUCUAUACUCGCUUCUUCAAUUAAUGUUAAUCCAGCUUACAAUCCAGUUGAUGGAGAGGAUCCACCUGUUACUCAACCUCUGUCACAGUUCAGUGGAUCUGCAAUGCCAUCAGUUGUUCGAGCACAUGCUUUUAUAACUCUUGGUAAACUUUGUCUGCAACAUGAUGCCUUGGCAAAGAAGUGUAUUGCUGCUUUGGCUAGGGAGCUAGAGGUUUGUGAGGAUGUUGCCAUUCGUAACAAUGUGAUCAUAGUGAUGUGUGACCUCUGCAUACGUUAUACAACCAUGGUAGAUCGUUACAUUCCUAACAUUGCUGUGUGCCUCAAAGACCCAGAGCCCUUCAUUCGGAAACAGACCCUCAUCAUGCUCACUAACCUUCUGCAGGAAGAAUUUAUAAAAUGGAAAGGCUCCCUCUUUUUCAGAUUUGUCAGCAUUCUUGUUGAUCCAGAUCCCAGCAUUGCAAGUUUUGGGGAAUUCUGUUUAGUCCACCUUCUACUAAAAAGGAAUCCAGUUAUGUUCUCCCAGCACUUUAUUGAAUGCAUUUUUCAUUUUAAUGGCUAUGAAAAGCAUGAGCAAUACAACAAAUUCAGUCAGACUGAGCGGGAGAAGAGGUUGUUUUCUUUGAAAGGAAAUGCAAACAAAGAAAAGAGAUCGAAGAUAUACAAAUUUCUUUUAGAUCAUUUCACGGAUGAGCAAAGAUUCGACAUUACCACUAAAAUCAGUCAAAAUGUUUUGGUAUGUUUUGUAGAUGGAAUUCUUUCUUUGGAUAUGGAAGCUAGUGAUUUGCUUUCAGAUACCUUUGAUGUUUUAAGCUCUAAGGAGAUUAAACUGUCAGCAAUGCGAACAAAACCUGGAGAGGAGGUUGCAGUGGAAGAUGAUGAAAUGGCCAUGGCUAAUGUUGUUAUUGAAGCAGCUCAAAAGAAAUUAAUUUCACAUGUCCAAAAGAAGAACUUCAUUGAAAAUGUCAUUCCUAUCAUCACAUCCCUAAAGGGCAUGCUUGAACAGAAAAAGUUGCCAGCUCUGCAGGAUCUUAUGAAUUAUCUUCGGGAAAUGAUGCAGGAUUAUCGAAAUGAAAUUAAAGAUAUCUUUGCUGCUGAUAAGCAGCUAGCUGCUGAAAUUGAAUAUGAUAUGCGAAAAUAUGAAGAGCAGCUAGAGAGGGAGAAAGAACAAGAAAAUCAGAUUACUGAACUGAAUACUGAUGUAGCAAAUGUUCCAGGAACACCACAGCAAUCCCCUCGACGAUCACUGGCAUCUUCUCCAUCUGUCCGUACUAGAAGUGUGCCCAAGUCUCCUGCAGCUGCAAGACAUCCUCCAGUUGCUGUUACCCCACAAAACAAACGUCUUGUACCAUCCAUUUUAUUUACUUCACCUAAGCAGGGAACACUGAAAACUGCUGGAGGCAAAGAAAGACGUUUGUCACUGAGUACAAUUGCCAUACUGAAUUCGGCUAAAAAGGCAGUGGAAUGUACUCAAAGCCAGAGAAGCAAGAGCACUGGGGCUUUAAUAAGAUCACCUUCAAAAGGAUGCACUACUCCAGUUAAACAAGUUUCGUUCCAAAGUACCCAAGGUCAGUCAUCCGACAGAACAGAUACAGGAGGUGGAAGAGCAAUUAGUACUCCUGACAAUACUAUUAACAACGUAACCUUUGGAGCAGGAGUAAGCUAUAUCAGUAUGAAUCAGACGCCAUCUUCCUUAAAAGGCAAGGAAGCUUCCCAAGCAGAGGCGAAAAACGUACUUUACUUAAUGUCACCAGACAAACCGACUCCACGACCUGCUCAGUGGAAUGUGGAAUCUCCUAUUUCAAGAAAAUGUGACCCUCAUCAAAGAAGGAGAACUCGAAGCAAAACCCCAUUAAAACCAUCUAAUUAACCAGUGAAAUUAUUCUUUCAGAUACCUAUGGACACAGAAAGAAAUGUAAUAUAAACAGAUUUUAUUAAAUUCUCAACAGCUUUCACAGAAUUACUAUAUUUGGGUUUCUACUCACAGAAGCAGUAAUUUUACCAGCACAACAUGUUCUGUCAGUUAUUUCUGGUACUGUAAUAUAGAUUUAUUGUCACUAUUUAAUCUUUUAAAUAAAAUAACAUCUAUUUUAAUUUA